Penaeus chinensis is the source of this 2111-nucleotide messenger RNA. RefSeq lists its product as uncharacterized. NCBI's taxonomy places the organism in Eukaryota, Metazoa, Arthropoda, Malacostraca, Decapoda, Penaeidae. Gene Ontology annotation, molecular function: protein binding. The transcript is spliced from 5 exons. Bases 169 to 1359 code for a protein of 396 amino acids. The record is from RefSeq and is a predicted model, not a curated record.
GAAGAAGAAGAGGAGGAGGAGGACGACCCGGAGAAGCCGUGGCAGCGCAAAAAGUCAAAUGUUAAGAGUCGAAUAUGUUUUCUACGAAAAUCCGGCCAACUCUCGGACCUCACCGUCACUUUCCCGGGAGACGCGAGGACGAUCAAGGUCCACCGGCUGGUUCUGGCCAUGAGCUCUCCCGUGCUAGAGACUCUUCUCGAAGGUCCUCUCGAGAACAACAACGUCUUCGUUCGGCCUGAAGACCCCCCCGAGGCCUUUGAAUGGCUCAUGGAUCACAUUUACCAAGAUAAGAGCAAGCUGCCCGAGGUGAGCGUGGCGGUGCAAGUGUACCAGCUGGCGAGCAAGUACAAGAUGGAUGCACUGUGUCGGAUGUGUUCGAAGUUCUUGUUGGAGAAAGUUAACGUAAAGAACUUCCCCUUUGUCUACAACACGGCAGUCUUUCUACAAGAUACGAAACUCCUUGAGAAGUGCUCUUUGGUCCUGGCGCCUUCCUCCGACCAAGUAAUGCUGUCACAGGAUAUCGGAGUGAUGAGCACCGACGCCCUUACGAAGCUCCUGCAGCAUCCUAGUCUCUCGGUUUCCUCAGAGACCCUCGUGUACAAAGGCCUGAUCACGUGGGGCUGCUCGAAGCUGGCCGACCCGAGUCCGGAGAGUCUUCGCCAGGCAGUGAAGGAGUUCCUUCCAUUAGUGCGCUUCAGGGUGAUGACAACUGAUGAGUUUGUGGAGCACGUCCUUCCUACAGAGGUUCUGAGCAACGACGAAUGCGUCAAGCUUCUCAAAACCAUCAAAGGCGUCUCCGACGUUUCGCCUGAUGUCGCGCCGUGUGAAAUCACCGAAAAGAGACCAUGUCUUGAAAAGGUUGUGGAGCUUCUGCAUAUCCAAGAGGACAUUACCAGCACCUUCGCCAACGAGGCCGAGGUGUCGAUUGUAAGGAAUUUCAAGACCUCGAAGCCGAUCUACGUAAGUAAGAUAUUGUGCACCACUCUCUCCAGCCUAGCUAAAGGAACAGCCGAGGUGAAGGAUGCCGAGGACAAGGUGCUUGGCAGGGGAUCCUGGCAAUGGAUGUCGUGCAGCUUCCCGCAGCCCGUGAGACUCGAACCGGACGAGCCGUACAGAGUGGACGUGACGAUGAAGGAGCUAAGGUGGGUCAAUGCAUAUGGAACUGUUAAUGUCCAACAGGAAGAAGGCAAUUUCACAGGAGAAGCUCUGUCAGGGAAGGUCAUGUUAUAUUUCUUAAAGGACAGCCCGCCGAAGGAGCCACCGCUUCCGGAGGAAACCACAGUGAAGGAACCACAUCUAGAGGACAGUCCACCAAAGGAGCCACCUCUUCUAGAAGACACACCUCCUGAAGGAGAUUGAACUGGAGUAGCAAGUCAUUAUUUUCUCUCUCCCACUCUCUCUCUAUCUCUCUUUAUAUAUAUAUAUAUAUAUAUAUAUGUGUGUGUGUGUGUGUGUGUGUGUGUGUAUGUAUAUAUAUAUACAUAUACAUAUUAAUAUAUGUGUGUGUGUGUGAAAUAAGCAAGUAACCCCACAGUCAAAAUAAAAUAUCCUCAUAAGUAAGCAAAUAUCUCCUCAGUAAGGCGCGUCCCCUCGCAGGUCCUGGCGUCUUCCUCCUGAUGAAUGCCUAGUGUACAACGCCUUGAUCAUAUGUAUAUAAUAAUAUAUAUACAUAUACACCUAUAGAGAGAUAUAGAUAGAUAGAUACCUAACUAAUGAUCUAUCCAUUCACACCAUGUUGAUCUAAUUAUUGCAUUAUGUUUUUUUUUUUUUUUUUUUUUUUAUCACAUCAAAUCUUUCGACGCCGUUACCUUCGAUUAAAAUAAAUAAAUAAAUAAAUAGGAACAACCUAAACAACCAAAUGCCUAGGAGAACUUCGAAAAUCGCUAUGAGACUUUUGGACCAGCCAUGGACGUUUUUUUUUUUUUUUCGUAAAGCAAGCUAGUAUUGACCGUCCCUUCUGAAACUGCAAAACCAGUUUUCUGAACUCUUUCAAAAAAAAAUGGGAGUUGGAAAUUACUUUCUAUUUGUUUAGUUGGACUCCAUUUCAACGGAAUGUUAAAGUUGUUGAACGUUGGAUUUUCAAUUUUUUGUUUUUAGUUAAAGAUAUAAAA